CUAAUCGCCCGGAUGUACUAACUUCCGAAGUUCAAGUACAAAAUGAUUUCACUUAUAGUUCGUUUUUUUUUUAUAAAUUCAGUCGUAAGUAAACAGGGGAUAAAAUGUUUCUCGUUUUCUUGUUAAUUUUCUUCAUUGGAAAUGGCAUCCACCAAACAGACGGACAAUCGGAUAAUUUCUUCUCGUCUUGGAAAGAGCCCCCAAUUAACUCCGGCAUAGGUGAAGGCAAUGCUACAGUUACACUUCGUGAAAAUAGCCAAGCUGGAACAAGUACGGGGAUAAAACUGCAAGUACUUGGCGGAACAGGAAAAAUCAGUUACAUUCUACAGCAACCUAACCCGUUGCAUUUCAGUGUCGGUGGGGCAAAUAAAGACGAAAUAACAACCGUACAACCAAUUGAUUUUGAAAAGCUGGACAGAAUAACAGUUACAGUAAUAGCUUUCGACGAAGGUAUUCCGCAGAAAACAGGAAGCGCUAUCAUGACGAUUUUCAUUGGUGACGUGAACGAACAUGCCCCUACAUUUCUACAGGAAGUGUACGAAGUCACAAUAUCCCCUUUGUCUGAUAUAGGUAUACCAUUCGCUAUGGUUCAUGCAGCAGAUGAAGAUGGUUCUCCUCCUAACAACAAGGUGGUAUAUUCAAUUGAAGGCGGAAACACAAACGGUGCGUUUAUGGUUGACUCAAUAACUGGUAACAUUGCAAUGGCGAAGCAACUUGAUGGAUACGAUAUCAUGCCGCAGUAUGAACUAAUCAUUCUUGGCGUUGACGGAGGUACCGACCCUUCUCCGUUGACAGGAACAACCACAAUGCUUGUAAAAAUCAUCGAUGUCGAAACGUUUUCGUCAUGGAAACAGCCACCAGUUAACAGCGGUAUAGGGUCUGGUACUGCUUCAUUGAAAGUAAAAGAAAAUUCAGAAAAGGGAACCAUUACAAAUAUCAAAUUACGAGUCCUUGGUGGCAACGGAAACAUCACCUAUAAAAUAAAGAGUGAACAGAAAACCUUUUCGAUUGGAGGGCCAAACGGUAAUGCGCUUAUUGUAGAGGAACCAAUAGAUUUUGAAGUCGUUUCCAGCAUUUCUAUUUUAGUCGAAGCUAAAGACAAUAGUAGUACGGCAAAAACAGGAAGAGUGAAUAUGACAAUUUUGAUUGAAGAUAUCAACGAUAAUGCACCCGUCUUCGAAAAAUCUAAUUACAAAGAGGUCGUUUCCGACUCCAGCCCAAUAGGAUUCAUACUUGUUACUGUGAAAGCAACAGACAGCGAUGGCACAGCCCCCAACAAUGAAGUUAUUUAUACAUUUGCUGAUGACAACACUCAUGACGAAUUCACCAUUGAUUCAUCAACUGGAGUUCUUUCAUUGGCCAAACACUUGAAAGAAACAUCAACAUCAUCAUAUGAACUCAUGGUCAUUGCUACUGAUGGUGGAGUUAACCCCGGUCCAUUGACAGGUUCAACAAUGGUUUCAAUCUCUGUAGAUAAAGACCCUACCACCAUGACAAGUGCUGGAACCUCAACAACUACCCAGUUAAACACACCAAUGCCAGGCGGAACAGGCAUGCUGGCACCAUGCUUGUUUACCAUUCUUUUACAUGUUUCUCUAUUGAUUGUUUAUUAGCGGGAUGGGAUUUCAUAUUUUCAACUUACCUUAUAUAGAUUGUUGUCUUCCACUGUAAGAAAUACUGAACAAAAUACAGUGAAAGGUGUUAAUCAAUGAUGGCUCAAUUCUGUAAACAUUCUAAAAAGGUAUCAAUAGAUAAUGUGGUGAUUUAGGGAAUGUCAAUUAGGAAAUUAAUUUGCUAAAAUGCGGUGUCAUGCAUAUGAUGGGUUCUUUUUCAUUCAUCUUAGUAAACAUAAUAAUUUUUGACUGGCUACUUAUGGUAUUCGCGAGUUUAUUUAUGUUUUACUAUCUUUGCUAUUCCUUCAAUAGUAUUUUGUAUUCUAGAUUGGAAUCCCAAUCAUUUUAUUGUUCUGUUUUGUUUGUUUGUUUAUGUAUGGAGUUUGUAGAAGUUAUUUUUUGAAUACAAGUUAAGGGGAUUGAAUGCACUUAAAAUGUUCAUGGUACAGAAACUACACAUGUAAGCAGAUAUUCAUAUUUUAUGAAUAAUUUAAAAUGGUACAAGAAUAAACCAUCUCUUUCGGUUUCAG
Messenger RNA from Ruditapes philippinarum (Manila clam), 2143 nucleotides. RefSeq names its product protocadherin Fat 4-like. Lineage: Eukaryota; Metazoa; Mollusca; Bivalvia; Venerida; Veneridae. Gene Ontology annotation, molecular function: calcium ion binding. The coding region runs from base 105 to 1613 and encodes 502 amino acids. The transcript has 9 exons. Gene Ontology annotation, biological process: homophilic cell-cell adhesion. The record is from RefSeq and is a predicted model, not a curated record. Gene Ontology annotation, cellular component: plasma membrane.